UAUAUAACUCUGUGGUCUUGAUACAUGUCAUAGACUUUAGAACAUCAGUGUGUGUGUGUGUGUGUGUGUGUGUGUGUGACAGGAUUUGGGCUACUUCAGUGAAUUUGCGACUUUUAGGGAACCCUUGUGCUACUUUUGAUGAGUUUGAUCUGGCACCACUGGCGAAGGACGGCGCCGUUUGGACCAAAACAACGCUGCUCGAUCGUUCCUUUGGUAUCAUGGUUUACGGCUCUACGUGCAACAACUCUACUAUCUGUAUUCCACAAUCCCCACUUUAUUAAGGUGGUGACCCCCCAGUUCACAACCCACAAUGUCACUACAACGCUCCGUUGGUGGCAUAGGAGAUGAGGAUUGCAGGGUGUUCAGACUCGUCAAGAUACUGGCUAGUGAAGGUCGUCUUGCUCUUCACUUUGUAUUCAAGAAGGGAUGCAAGAAAGAAUCCACAGAGACACUAGGAGACUACUUAAAAAAGAAGAAACACAUGAGCAAUAAGGAUUACAAAAAAAAAUUUGACUCUACGCAGCAAGCCAAAAUAGAUAAGGAUUAUUCUGGAAAGUCUUACGAUGUUAGCCUUCUUUUUGCUUGCAUCAAGUGGGGCUGUGAUCAGCUUGCAGAAGCAAAUGAUGAUAAAUGGCGAGAAGGGCAAGAAAACUUGGAAUCCCUCUGCACAAAAGUUAAAAAUAUGAGGAAUGGAUUGUUUCAUGGGAAGGGAAUACAUAAUGAUGAUGUUAUGAAUGAACUGUGCGAAGACAUUACAAAAGCAUUAGAGAAAAUAUAUAAAGCAGCUGGGAGUAAGUAUAGAGUGUCUGAUGAUGAAGUUCAAAGUUCAUUUAUGGAAAUGAAUAAACAGGUGCAUCAUAUUAUGAAAGUGCGCCUAGGAGACGAAGAUUAUAAAGAGCUGUUAAAGUUUAGAGAAGAACGAAAGAAAUCCAUUCUUGAAAUUGGGAACAAGGAGUUGCCAGAGCAAUAUAAAGAUAUAUCAAAAAUUGAUCCAGCAUCCUUUGUGACGGGGAGAGAACGACUGCUUGUAAAAAAUGUAUUUACUAAGCUUGAAGUCAUAUGUGAGAACAUGGAUGAAACUUAUGAAGUAGGGCAUGAGGAGCUACUUGUGGUGAAGACUGAACAUGCGGAAAAGCCAACAGUCAUAAUAGUGGAAGGUGAUGCAGGAGCUGGCAAAACCACACUAACAAAACUGAUCCUGUCAGAUUGGGCAGAAGAAUCCUCCAUUUUUGAAGGUCUCAAACAGUAUGACUUGGUUUUCCAUGCUGAAGGAAAAAAAAUGAUCUCCUCUUACUUACAGCUAAUUCAGGGCCUCCUGCCAACAGCUUCAUAUAAAUUUGAUGAUGCCGACCUAGUUAGGUCUGUACUGCAGCUGAAGGUCUUGCUUGUCUUGGAUGGCUUUGAUGAACUAAAUACAGAGACAGAAAAGCUUAUCAAAGAACUAAUACAUAAACAAGUACCAAGUAGCAAAGGUCGCUUACAACUCCUGAUCACCACAAGGCCCAGCAAGGUCCCUGAUCUUUGCCGUGUUCUUGGUGCACACACUAAGAAGAUUCAAAUGAAAUUAAGAGGAAUAUCUUUGGACAAAAGAGUGGAAUUUGUAACAAAAUUACACGAUGAAAUGAUUAAAGAGAAACAAAGUAAUCAAGACACCAAAGAGCUGGUUGUCCUCUUGAGACAGUCCCAGGCUCGCCUUGGUGAGCACUAUCGACUGCCUCUUAAUCUCACACUUCUCACCUACCUCUGGGCCUCUGACCCCACCAAAGUAAAUCAUGAAACAACCUCAACUGGCCUCUACAUUGCCUUCCUGGAGCUGAUUGAGUCCCGCUUGCAGACACGACUCCAGGAACAGUUAGGCUGUGUGACACUGCCCGAAAGUAGAAGUAAAAAAGUAGUAAGGGAGUUUCAGAAAGAUUUGUACAGAGUUUGCAUGGACAUGCUUCUAUCAGACUCAAUGCAGCUCUCUUCUGAAUCAAAAAAAACACUAGAAACGACGUGUGAAGACUUAGAAGUCCCUUUCAAUGAAAUGAUUGAAGCCUUUCUUGUAGUUGAAAAGGAGUGGACAAGCAGUGGCUACAAAACUGAGCUGACUGUGCCUCACAAAAGCAUUUUAGAAUUUUAUGCUGCAAAUCAAUUCAUGACACAUAUUAAUGAACCAAAGAAUGAUGAAUCAGAGACAAGGGAACUUGUAUCUAUGUUGAAGAAACGUGGCAAAACAAUGGCUGAAAUAGAUGAGUUCCUUGGGAGCUCUGAAAAGGAAGAUGUAAAGUCGCUGGAAAAGAUUUGCGAUGAUCUUCUAAAAACACACCGAAACCUGGCCAAGUAUGAUAACAUGUUCCUACACCUGACAGGUCUGUUGACUCAUCAGUGCCCUGACAUGUUACAUAGGUAUGCUGAGGAGCUUGUUGAUAUACUAAAGGAAGCUGAAUUCAAGGGAACCAAGUGGCUUGAUAUUCUUGUGGAAGCCAAAUGUGAUGACACGCUGGCCACCCUCCUAGCUCCUCUAAAUGACCUUCAACUCAUAAUCCGCGAUGGCCAUAUGGGAGCUGCCCUUGAACUGUUCAAACACCUAGACACCAGCAUCUCUGUGCAGGUUAUUCUGGAGAAUGAAGUGACCUACAUUCCACGCUUGGAUGAAAUGUUGUGCCAGCUCUCUCAGAGGGACUGUGCAGUGCAAAUUUUCUUCAAACACCAAUGGAAAAAUAAGGAAGGUGGAUCUUCUGAUGAAUACCUUGGCAUGCUGCAGCCUAAGGGGUGCAGUAAUCAAAGGUGCAGCUUGACUAAAUUCACAGGCCGUCUGAGCACACUUUCCUGCCUGCCAGAGACCACAACAGAGUUGAAGAUUGCAUUUGCCAACACAGAACAUGCCAAGCAACUUCUGGUGGAACUGAAAGACUUGGUAAACAAAAGAAGUGGUAUUACAUAUAUUGGAAUCCACGUGAUGUCUGAGGUCAGGCCUGAGGGCCUGACGCCUCUGCCUAUUCUAAAACCCCUUAAGGGUGGAGAGUGUGGUACUCUUUGGCUCUCUGAGGUAGAUAAAGACUGGCAGAUGAAGUGUGGAGUGAUUCGUGCACUCCUUCCAGAUGGAGGGAUAUUCAACUCCAUUAUGUUCCCUCAAUGCAACUUUUCUGCAAAGCAGUGCACUGACAUCCUUAAGUGCCUGAAGGAACUAGAAGUAAAGGUGAACAAGAAGGGAGGUAUUCGCUUCUUCUCCAAUUUCAAGAAAAAGGAACAAAGCGAGCUUAAGACAUUUGCCAGGCAAAAUUUUGGCUGUGCCCUGUACUGCUCUGACAAUUCCAGUGUAUGGUAGCCUGACUGGUGGGAACAGAAGCCAUCAUGUGACAACAUAUUGCAGAGUUCGGGGCACGGACCACCAGGAUUACUGCAACAUCGGCAAAAACAAGGCCAGUGACCCUGGUAUUGCCAAUGGGUGCUCCUCAAUGACUCCAGUCCACAACUCUGCCCAGUACCCAGUCCAUACAAGUGUUGAAAAGUGAUGGGGCAAGGACACAGCCCUGCCUCACUCCCGCAUUCACAGGAAAGAAGCUGGACAAUCCCCCACACACUCCACAGCACUCUCAGUCCCAGGAUACAGGCCAGUCAGCGAACCAAAUGUCCUUGAAGGAAUCCCAUGGAGUCGCAUAAGAUCCCAGAGUGCCUCGUGAUGUACUGACUCAAACGCCUUCUUGAGAUCGACACAGGCUGCAAGCAUCCCCUGUCGAAACUUGCGUUGGAGCACGUGAGUACAUGAAGCGCUAGGAUACGGUCAGUUGUCGACUUACCAGGCAUGAACCCAGACUCUUCAGGUCUCUGCAGCUUCAGCAGCUGGCUGCAAAUUCACAUCAGCAAUAGAUGGGAAAGCACCUUGCCUGGCACACUGAGUAGUGUAAUAUCACAGUAGUUGUUGCAAUCCUGACACGGUACCCUUUCCCUUUCUAGAUAGGGACGAUCAACCCCCUCUUCCAGUUGGGAGGAAUGGUACCAGAUUGCCAUAUGGCAGUCAAGACUACGUGCAACCUGCAGGUCAUAACCUCUCCUCCAGCUUUUAGCAGCUUUGGACUGAUGUUACAGAUACCAGAUGUUUUUCCUGUCCUCAACUUUGCCACAGCCUCUCUGACCUUGUCAAGAAAGGUUAUACUUUUGUUGAUGAGUGGAUCAGCAUCCACCAUCUGCAACCCAGCAACUGGAAGCUGCCCACUCACCCACUCCACUGUGUACAACUGCUCAAAGUACAGGUAACUGUCGAUUUACGCGUGUUUGGUUUACGCGUUUUUUAAAUAACGCAGGAUCCAAAAUCCAAAUAAAUGUUUAAUUUACACGUUUUUUUCCAUUUAUACGCAAUAUUUUAAGGAGUGGCCACUAAAUGUCUCACGCAACUGGACUCACAUGGCGCCGCGGCCACAUAGCUGAGCUCAGUUCUUCCCACGCGCCACUUGAACAACAAUACAGUACCCACGCUGCCACGCUACUCAACAACAGGGGUGGGCAGGUAUCGGUACUAACGGUACCAGCUAUACGGUACGGUACCAGUACCAGACUGCUCGGUACCGGUACCAAUACUAGCCAGUCGCUCAUGGUGUCUCUCAUUUCUUCAUCACACAAGUGAGGCUGAGACCGAGUGCUUGAGUGGAUAUCUAGGUGAUAUGGAUAUUCUCUCUCUCUCUCUCUCUCUCUCUCUCUCUCUCUCUCUCUCUCUCUCUCUCUCUCUCUCUCUCUCUCUCUCUCUCUCUCUCUCUCUCUCUCUCUCUCUCUCUCUCUCUCUCUCUCUCUCUCUCUCUCUCUCUCUCUCUCUCUCUCUCUCUCUCUCUCUCUCUCACUGAAUGAAGUGAAUAUUUAUUUUUCGAUAGAAACCUUCAAACCUACCUCUUUUUUGAUUUACAUUGUUUUUUAUUUACACGACCUCUUCAAGGACACAAUACUCGCGUAAAUCGAGAGUUACCUGUACUCAGCCCAACAAGCCUUCUGCCCAUCCAUGUCCAACACAAGGCAGUCAUCAUCAGUUCAGAUAGCACUCACUGAGAGGGAAACUUAAAGCGAAGCUUCUUCAGGGCUCAGUAAACAGGUCAGAGGUCAUUUGCAUUUGAAUGGCCCUCGACUUCCACAAAACCCCAAAUAUACUUCUCCUUGUAUCUCCUCAGGAGAGCCCUAGUCCUAUGCAACAGAGCCCUAUAUUGGUCUCAGCUGGAUGUUGCGCCUACAUGCGCAACGACAUCACUUGCUCUCGUGCCCACGACCUUGACUCUUCUGAAUUUUCCACCAUCUGGCUAAGACUUCAUUGUCAUUCUAUUACUAAAUACAUCUGUGCUGUUUAUCUCUCACCUAACUCGACUAACUAUGUAAAAUUCUUUGACUAUUUCAAUUCUAAAGUGGAGCACAUCUUGACUCACUCUCCCUUCGCUGAAAUCUCCAUCUUGGGAGAUUUCAAUGUUCACCACCAGCUUUGGCUUUCAUCCUCUUUCACUGACCAGCCUGGUGAACAAGCCUACAACUUUGCUCUCCUCAACGACCUAGAGCAGUUGGUUCAGCACCCUACACGUAUUCCCGACCAUCUUGGAGACAGGCCCAACAUUCUAGACCUCUUCCUUACCUCUAAUCCUUCUGCUUACUCUGUCAAACUGUUCUCUCCGUUGGGCUCCUCCGAUCAUAACCUUAUUUCUGUAUCCUGUCCUAUCGCUCCUGUACAUCCUCUGGACCCACCGAAGAGGCAAUGCUUCUGGCAUUUUGCUUCAGCUCGGUGGGAUGACCUGAGGAUGUACUUUUUCGAUUUCCCGUGGAAUGAUUACUGCUUCCAGGAGAGAGACCCCUCUUGUGUGUGCCCAGCACAUCUCAGAGGUGAUUGUCUCUGGAAUGGAGGCAUACAUUCCACAUUCUUUCUCUACUCCUCAUGCUAAAAAGCCUUGGUUUAAUCAUGCUUGUUCUCGUGCUAUUAAAGAUAGAGAGGCAGCUCACAAAAGGUUCCAGAGCCUUCGAACUCCUGCUAACUAUGGCCUUUACAUUUCAGCCUGGAAUCAUGCCAAAUCUAUUCUCCGACUUACCAAAACUUCUUUUAUCAAUAGAAAAUGUCAACACCUUGCUUCUUCUAAUUCUUCCCGUGACUUCUGGCAUCUAGCCAAAAAUAUCUCCUCCAAUUUCACUUCUUCCUCUUUCCCUCCUCUUCUUAACCCUGACGGCAGCACUGCCGUCUCAUCUGUCUCUAAGGCUGAAUUCUUUGCUCAAACUUUCUGUAAGAACUCCACCCUGGACGAUUCUGGGCAUAUUCCUCCUACUCAUCCCCCCUCUGACUCCUUUAUGCCUCUUAUUAAGAUUCUUCCAAACGAUGUUUUCUAUGCCCUCUCUGGCCUCAACUCUCAGAAGGGUUAUGGACCUGAUGGAGUGCCUCCUAUUGUCCUUAAAAACUGUGCUUCCGUGGUGACGCCCUGCCUGGUCAAACUCUUUCGUCUCUGCCUAUCAACAUCUACCUUUCCUUCCUGCUGGAAGUAUGCCUUUGUACAGCCUGUGCCUAUGAAGGGUGACCAUUCCAAUCCCUCAAACUACCGUCCUAUAGCUUUAUUUUCCUGUCUAUCUAAAGCUUUUGAA
Molecule: messenger RNA, 6576 nt
Organism: Eriocheir sinensis (Chinese mitten crab)
Lineage: Eukaryota; Metazoa; Arthropoda; Malacostraca; Decapoda; Varunidae
Exons: 8
Coding region: 311-3310 (999 amino acids)
Source: RefSeq, a predicted model, not a curated record